AUGAAAUCUUCUACGGAUACUAUAGAUAAUAUAAAAAAUGAAGACAAUAUAGAAAAUGAAGAAUUUCAAGAAGAUUUUAACAAUAUUAAAUUUCCACCCGAGUUAGAGGCUUCGAUAUCUCAAAUACUUCAAACUAAUGAUCCAUUGGAUAGCAAUGAUUUUAAUCCUAUAGAAUAUCUUAACCAAAUGCUCCCAAAUGAACAAGCAUUGGCUUCUGUCGAUGUGACAACUAAAAAGCUUCAAGCCAAAAUGCGACAAUUGAGUGAGGAUAUCAAGGAACUUUCUAGGUUGCAAACUGAUGGUGGACAACGAGGACCAGAAGAAGUCGCAGAGGCUAAGAAAGCAAUAGAGGAACUUUUUGAUAGAAUAAGACAAAUCAAAGAGAAAGCAUCACAAUCAGAAACAAUGGUGCAAGAAAUAACCAAAGAUAUUAAAUCAUUGGAUUAUGCUAAGAAGCAUUUAACAAUUUCAAUUACUGCUUUGAAGCGAUUGCAAAUGCUUGUUACUGCCGUAGAUCAAUUAAAAAUAAUGGCACAGAUGAAACAAUAUAAGGAAACAUCGCAACUUUUACAAGCUGUUCUACAACUUAGUUCAUAUUUUAAAAGUUACAAAAGUAUUAAACGAAUAGCAGAAUUAUCAUCUUCGGUGAACACAUUCCAGAAUGAUCUAAAGAGGCAGAUUUUUGAAGAUUUUGAGUCUAGUUUUGCUAUUGAUGGAGGUUUCAGUAGUCAGACAACACUUUUGGCCAACGCAUGUUUAGUAAUUGAUAUAAUGGGUUUAGAUGUCAGAUCACAACUAAUGAAAUGGUAUUGUGAGAAACAACUAAAUGAUUACAAGAAAAUAUUUCGAGGAAGUGAUGAGGAUUUAGUAAAAACACUUGCAAAGACUAACGAGUUGGAUGUAAAGACAUUGCUCAAAAAUUUACAAUUGACAAUUGAGUUUGAAAAUCAACUGACAAAGCGUUUUUCUAACAUGGUACAAGCAUUAAUAUUUUAUAUGAUAUACCAGCUGCAACUAAAAACUAAAACUAUAUCCACAGCAUUUGAGCCUUACCUAGGGCUUUACAUUGAAGCGGAGGAUAGUACAUUAUCGGGAAUGAUUAAUUCAUAUCACACGGAAGCGCUCCCGGAUGAAGAAGUUUCAUCUUCAGUGUUGCAAUCGAGCAUAGAUUUAUUCUACUUUUAUCGUGAAACACUUGCUAAUUGUGCAAAAUUAUCAACUCGACAACCUUUUUAUGAUUUAUGUAACAUGUUUGCUAAAUGGCUUCGCAUCUAUGCGAGUGAAGUUUUGAUAGGAAGGCUUCCAAAGGAAGAACGCCGAGCAAUAACUCGUGAUGAAUUAAAAUUGAUAUGUUUUAUAAUUAAUACAGCAGAUUAUUGUUAUGUUACAACCUCACAGCUUGAAGAUAAAUUAAAAGAUACUAUAGACCAAGAUUAUAAAGAAAAAAUAAAUUUUGAUGAAGAACGUAAUCAUUUCCUAAAUGUGGUAACUACAUCUGUUAGAGCAUUGAUCCGUGGGAUAGAGUCGUCCUAUGAUCCUGCACUUGUAGCUAUGACAAAAUUACCAUGGAGUAAUCUAGAAUCAGUUGGAGAUCAAUCAGAAUAUGUUACUCUAUUCAAUAGAACGAUGUUAAGUUGUGUUGUUGGUGUUCAUAAAGAUAUCACCAAUAACCGAUAUUUUAGAACUUUCUGUGACAAAUUUGUUGAAUCAUUUGUUAUUAAAUUUACAAAUAAUUUAAUAAAAUGCAAACCAAUAUCUGAAAUAGGAGCAGAGCAGAUGUUACUCGACGUUCAUGCGUUGAAAACAUCAUUAUUGGAAAUGCCAACGAUGGGUAUGGAAAAUCCAGCACCACCACCACCGACGUUUAUCAAAAUUGUGAAUAAAGGAAUUAGUAAAGCGGAAACUAUCUUGAAGACAGUUCUUACUCCGCAUGACCCACCUGAAGGAUUAGUUGAGAAUUAUAUUUUAUUGAUAGCAGAUAAAAAUAUUAGUAAUUUUCAAAAAAUAUUAGAUAUCAAGGGUAUAAAGAAAAACGAACAACAACCGCUAAUAGAAAUAUUUCACCAAAAAAUACACGGACAUCCGACAUUAUCGGAAAACUCGAACAUCAUGUCAUCACUUACGUCAUCAUCAACAUUAAUCACAUCAGCACAGUUAUCACAAUUUAUAACACCAGGUUCAUUCCUUAAUAAUGUACCGAGUGAGAAUAAGUUUAAUGCAGUAAAUUUUAAAAAAGUUUUAAGUGGUAGAAAUUGGAUAAAGAAGGAUGGUAAUGACGGGACAAAAAAGGAUGAUGAUAAGGUUUAA
Messenger RNA from Cetraspora pellucida, 2307 nucleotides. The record is from the annotation of a GenBank genome assembly. NCBI's taxonomy places the organism in Eukaryota, Fungi, Glomeromycota, Glomeromycetes, Diversisporales, Gigasporaceae.